UUACAUGCCGUGGCAGUACAAAGGUCCGAGGUGUACGUGAACACCUCAGUCGCUGCGUCUGUGAGAAACAGACGGGAAAUCUCAGGGCUGCGUCAACUGACAACAAAUACGGUAGGUCGGUAUGGAGACCUUCCCAGAGGCAGCAGCGACUGAUCCCCCGGCUUGCACCUUCUCUCAGGUGGUCUUCAUCGAUAUCCCCUACUCAUACCCGCCUUCCAGCCCCAUCACCUGCCGCUUCACUCUCAAUGCUGCCUUCCAGCCAAAUCCCAGGGACUGGGUGGGCAUCUUCAAGGUGGGGUGGAGCUCAACAAAGGAUUAUCACACAUUUGUGUGGGUGGAGGCAGUCCAUGAUGCUCAACAGACAGAGAUGAGACAAGCUGUGUUUAAAGAGUACUACCUGCCUAAAGACGAGAUCGAGUACUACCAGUUCUGCUACAUUGACAACAGCGGGCAGGUCCGAGGAGCCAGCACUCCUUUCUGUUUCAGAAAUCCAUCAGAACAAAACACAGAGAGCAUCGCAGAUGAUGACCUGCUGGUUAUCACGACUCAGGAGCAAGUUGAGCAGAGUCAACGUGAGAAAGCUGAGCUGCAGAAUCAGCUGGAUCUGAUGAGAGCAGAAAACGAAACCUUAAAAAGGGCUUUGCUGAAGGAUCAGAAGGAUAUCAGCAGCUCCAAGGAGCAGAACGACCAGACAGAGGCAGAAAUGGCUAAACUGAUCAAAGAAAUGGAUCAGGUGAAGGAGCACAACGAAAAACUCAAGAACACACUGCAGCUGCAGAUGAAGGAGAACGACCGCUUAAAGGAGGAGAUGGUGAUUGAAAUGACCAAGCGGAUGGAAAUCCAGAAACAAAACUCCACAGAGCAGGAAAAACUGAGCUCUCUGUCAUCUAGAAGUAAUGAGGAGAAAUAUGAUCGGGCAGUGAUGAAGAUCAAUCAGAUGAAAGAGGAGCACGAGGAGCUGAAAGGGAAGCUGGAUGCACAAAGUGAUGAGAUUGCCAAGCUGAAUUCUAAACUCAGAGAAGCAGACCGGGACUUGUCAAACAUAUUUGACCGCUUUCAGCUUCUGCAGGUUGACCUUCAGAGCACCACCAAAGAGAAGGAUCGGAUCUUUCUAGAACUGCAAAAGCUGCAAAGCGUCAAAGGCAACAUGGACGAAGUGAGAAGGGAGAACCAGGAAUUGAGCAGGAGGCUUUCACAGCAAGAUUCACUGCAAAGGGCUCCACAGGACGACCUCACGGCGCAGUGUCAGACUCUUUCCAAGCAGCUGCAGGAUGCGCAGGCGAAGCUGCUGGCCGAGAGAGAGGAGAAGAGGGCCGUCACCAGGCAAUGUGAGUUUGCAGAAAAUGAGCUGCGGGACGUCAAGGAGCAGCUAACAAGUUUGGCCCAAAAUUGUGAGAUGGAGCAACGCCAAAGCAGCAAAUUUGAGAUGCAGGUCAGGGAGUUGAAUGCAAUGUUGGCAGAUAAGGACAUCGCCAUUGAAGAUAAGGAACAGGAGAUCAAGCUGAUCAAACGAGAGAGAGAUGAGCUCAGCAGAGAAGUUCAGGUUCUCCAAGGUGACAUUGAGAGGCUUCGCUCACAUUAUGCGAACAUCACCUCACCUGUGGCUGAAGAGAUGCCCUACUUGCAGCCAGACCCCAUCGUAGCAGGCAGCGACGCUCCUGCCAUCCAGGACCAGCAGGACAUCCUGGGUCAGCCGGAGCACAUAUACAGCACCAUAGAUAGCUUGGUGGUACCAGCAGAUGAAGAGCCGGCGCGGGUGUGUCGUCACUGCCAGGAGAGCUUCCCCGGCAUAACCCAGCUGGAGCUGGAGCAGCAUGAGCAGAGUCACCGAGUGUGUCCGUUCUGCACGGUGAUCUGCGACAGCAUGGAGCAGUCCAUAUUCGAAGACCACGUCUACGGCCACGAGCUGUGAGAGCCGCGUCAUCGUCUCUGAUGGGUCUCAUUGGUUUAAAAAAAAAACAAGAAAAAAAAAAAACUGACGUUAGCAUAAGCUUGUCAUUUUAGUUCCAGACGCUUCUCUAGACCUGAAACCUGCUAGAAUGAUAAGCCGUCACAUCCACAUAUGGAGAGCUAAACAUCUUGAAAUCAUACCACAUUUAUUUCUGCUUUUUGUGUUACAUUUCUUCAAGUGACUUAAUUAAAUGAAAAAACUGCAUUGCGUAUAAUAAACACGUAGGAAAUGCCUUAGAAAUAAUAUUAUUAAAUAUCGGGAUAGAAUAAUUCAUUUCCAAUCAUAGAUGAAUGACCCUUAAUGACCAAAAUGUUGGGAAACCACAAUGAAUGAUAACCCAGCAGGAUUGGUCAGAUUUAAAGGUAGUUUGAUCUGCAGAAAGUCUGGGCUAUUGGAUCCUUCAACAACUGCCUGAUAUAUAGAUGUGCCAGUUGAUUCAUUAACUUACCCGUCACUUAUCUGUGUAAGUGGCAAAUUAGUCCUUUCCUUCUGAGAGCUUCACUGUUCUCAUCAAUGUCUGUUUAUUAUAUCUUUUAAUUUGGCACCAUUAUUCAUCCAUGUUCCAUAUUUACAGGCUAAAACUGAGCAGACUGCGUAUGCAGGACAGAGGUGGAUUGUUAUUUUGUUUUUGGGAGUUCAGAUUUAAUAUUUGUGGGGGGGGGAAAAGACUAAAUUCAAAGCUUUUCCUGUAUUUUAUCGACAUAUUGAGAUCUGAGGCUUAAUUCUUGUUUUUAUUUUUCUUUAUCUAGUAACUUACUGUUUUGUUUUGAAGUCAGUGCCAGCAAUGUACAACAGUCCCAUAAAACAGAAUGUCAAAGCAGUAAAAAAAAGAAAAGAAAUACUGAUCAAACCAACUAUAUGAUAACUGUAAAUUUCAAAAUAAUCAUGUAAAUUAGCUUGUUAUAAAGUACACCGUUUUUUGUUCUGCUGUUUAUAGAGUAAUGAUAUUAGUGAUGCUAAGCAGCAUUACAUUAAUAGGAUGGAUUCCUUUAGUUUCCACACUGUGACUCUCCGGGUCUACAAGUUUAACCUCGGUACUGGUAACCGACCCGUACCAACCUAAUGAUCAAACGGUAGAAAACUAUUGGAUAUUAUUGUACUGGGGGUUUUUUUAUAUAAAAAAUUAUUGGUAAUAUUCAGUAAACAUUCAUAAAAUGAACACAUCGCGUUCAAUAAUUACCAUCAGCAUAAAAACUGCAACAGACUUGUUUAAUUGUUGGAAGUGACUAAAAAUGAGUUGGAUUUCUGAAAUUUAUAGAGAAUUUGACCAAAUUUACUUUGUUUGAUCUUAAUUAUCGCUGAAAUAUAUCAGUUAGUAUGAUUAUCAUUAUUCAGUAGUCAUUGAGAACCUCAAGUGCUUUUGUUUGAGCUUUCUCUUACACAAAAAAUACAAUUUAGAAAAUCCAACAGACCGAAAAUCUAAAAAAAAAAAAAAAAAG
Messenger RNA from Xiphophorus maculatus (southern platyfish), 3390 nucleotides. It is a transcript of the gene calcoco2, whose product is annotated as calcium binding and coiled-coil domain 2. The record is from RefSeq and is a predicted model, not a curated record. The coding region runs from base 122 to 1912 and encodes 596 amino acids. NCBI's taxonomy places the organism in Eukaryota, Metazoa, Chordata, Actinopteri, Cyprinodontiformes, Poeciliidae. The transcript has 15 exons.